Messenger RNA from Pseudonaja textilis, 1426 nucleotides. RefSeq names its product mediator complex subunit 27 (gene MED27). Lineage: Eukaryota; Metazoa; Chordata; Lepidosauria; Squamata; Elapidae. Gene Ontology annotation, cellular component: mediator complex. The record is from RefSeq and is a predicted model, not a curated record. Gene Ontology annotation, biological process: regulation of transcription by RNA polymerase II. Gene Ontology annotation, molecular function: transcription coactivator activity.
GGCUGCUUUGCGACGGGCGGCCUUUCCUGCAAGAGGCGGACUCCAUUUCCCGGCGCUCCCCGCGGCCUGAGGAGGCGGGGAAGGGGAAGGAGCCGGUUUUUUCCCCGCAAGAUGGCGGACGCGGUGCUGAGCGCCGGCGUGAACCUGGAGGCCUUCGCGCAGGCCAUAGCCGCCAUCCAGGCGCUCCGCUCCAGCGUGACGCGGGUCUUCGACUGCCUCAAGGACGGCCGGCGGCACAAGGAGGCCGUGGAGGGCCGCGAGAAGGGCUUCCUCGCCAGCUUCCAGGACAGCCUCCACUCCGUCAGCCGGGACUUGGGGGAGUUGGAACGCUUGAGUAACCUGGUGGGCAAACCAUCCGAAAACCAUCCCCUCCAUAACAGCGGCCUCCUGAGUCUCGACCCCGUCCAAGACAAAACGCCCCUCUAUAGUCAGUUGCUCCAGGCCUAUAAAUGGUCAAAUAAGCUACAGUAUCACACCGGCCUGGCCUCUGGUCUUCUGAAUCAGCAGUCCUUGAAGAGGUCAGCGAACCAGAUGGGGGUCUCCGCCAAGCGCAGGCCAAAAGCUCAGCCCACCACCCUGGUGUUACCGCCUCACUACGUAGACGAUGUGAUCAGUCGCAUUGACCGAAUGUUUCCGGAGAUGUCUAUUCACCUGUCUCGGCCCAACGGGACUUCCGCCAUGCUGCUGGUAACUUUGGGAAAGGUAUUAAAAGUUAUCGUCGUGAUGAGAAGCCUCUUCAUUGACCGGACGAUAGUCAAAGGUUUCCAUGAAAAUGUCUACACGGAAGAUGGCAAGCUUGAUAUCUGGUCGAAGUCCAACUAUCAAGUCUUCCAGAAGGUGACGGAUCACGCAACCACGGCUCUCUUGCAUUACCAGCUCCCUCAGAUGCCCGACGUGGUUGUCCGGUCCUUUAUGACCUGGCUGAGAAGUUACAUCAAGCUGUUCCAAGCUCCGUGCCAACGUUGUGGGAAAUUCCUGCAGGACGGCCUCCCUCCCACCUGGCGGGAUUUUCGGACCCUGGAAGCCUUCCACGACACGUGCAGGCAAUAAGCCGACCUGGGAGUGGAUCAGAACAGCCGACCUGGAAGUAGACGAUGGGUCUGAGGAAACCCCAACCUCCCGUGGAGCUUUCUGUAAGUGCCGGCGGUCUCCUUGACCGAGAUCCAUGUCUUCAUCAACCUGAGCAGGAUUGAAUGGAUACUUUGGUGGAGCGUCGUGACCUCUUCCAUGAUCAUGACCUUGUUCAACCAAGAAUGGGAAGAAGUUACGGCCUACGUCUCAAGAAUGAGAAGAAGUUAGGGUCUGUCUCUCAGAGCUCAGCCUCCUGGCCCGAGAAGAAUUCCUUUGUGGCUUUGAAGAUCUACGCUGGCCGCCUCUGCUGACACGAAUAAAAAUGCAUCCUUUCGAUUCUCUCUCUCUUUUUUUU